UGCACACCAACAUUACAGCUAAGUACAAAGGGGACCUACCACCUCCCUUCUCCGCCUGUUAUCAGCAGAAGCUUGUGAGCAAUCAAACGGAGAGAGGGACCGCCUAUUGCUGUAAACGUCCCUACCCUCAAAGAGGUCAAAGUCUGCACGAAACCAGGCAGAGUUAAGUCGACGCGAUUUCACUUCAACAGGAGUUUAUAUUUUUCAAGAAGAUGGCUCCACUGCUGAAAAGCAGCCUGUUUACUCUGCUGGCGUUCUUCCUAACGCUUGUUCCUGUGGGGGCCAAAGGAAAUGGGCCAGUGUUACACAGACAGAAGAGAGAAUGGAUCACAGCUCCCAGACAGCUACAGGAGAACCAUGAUUACACCGGAUUGGAGAGUAUCGCCAGAAUUCGCUCUGAUAAGGAGAACUAUACAAAGAUAGAGUAUUUUCUAAAGGGGCCUGGUGUUGACCAGCCCCCUAAAGGUGUAUUUGGCAUUAACCGUAACACUGGCUUUGUGCAAAUCUAUUCCAUACUGAACCGGGAGGAGAUCGCCUUCUAUCAUUUAAAAGGUAUGGCAAAAUUCUCCAACGGGACCUACGCUGAAAAAGAAAUUGACCUCAACAUUACUGUAAUGGAUGAGAAUGACUGCCCACCAGUCAUUAAAGUACAGCAAGUCGGAUAUGUCAAUGAAUCAAGUGCAGCAGGUACUGUUGUGAUGAAAGUGAUCGCUACUGAUGAUGAUCAAGAGGGCACGGCCAACUCCCACAUCUUCUACAGCAUUGUGGAGCAGAGUAACAAAGCUAGGAUGUUCUACAUCAACUCUCAGACUGGAGAGGUCAUGGUUCGACAGAACACUCUAGAUAGGGAGAAACAAGAUACAUAUAAGUUGACUAUAAAAGCAUCAGACUUGAAUGGACAACCGGGAGGGAAUACAGGAACCGGAGAAAUUGAGAUCAAAAUUCUGGACAUAAAUGACAAUAUUCCAACCCUGGAAAAAGAGUUGUAUGAAGGGAGUGUGGAGGAGAACACUAUCAAUGUGGAAGUGAUGAGGAUCAAAGCCAUUGACAUGGAUCUGAUUCACACUGACAACUGGCUGGCUGUCUUCCAAAUCAUUUCAGGGAAUGAGGCAGGCUAUUGCAAUAUCACUACUGAUUCCAAGACCAAUGAGGGAAUUAUCACAAUUCACAAGGCCUUGGACUAUGAGGAACUAAAGGUGCUCAACUUGGAAGUGGGUGUUUCCAACAAAGCACAGUACAAUUUUGGCAGUGGGUCUAUGACAGGGGCCAUAACCUCAAAAACCUACCCCAUUAAAAUCAAUGUGGUCAAUCAGAAGGAAGGCCCCCGUUUCCAACCGAGUGUCAAAGUGGUGACUGUCUCUGAGGACCACACUUCCAUCUCCCUCAAGAAAGUCAUCGCCACCUAUGCUGCUAUUGACAGUGACACGCUAACGACGGCCACCAACGUAAGGUAUGCCAAAAUCCUCGAUGAUGACAACUGGUUGAUUAUUGAUGAAAACACAGCAGAUAUCAAGCUGAAUAAACUGCCUGACAGAGAGUCCAAGUUUUUGGUCAAUGGAACAUAUUAUGCCAAAAUUAUAUGCAUAACCAAUGAUAUGCCCUCCAAAACUGCCACAGGGACCAUAGCCAUUCAGGUGGAGGACUUUAAUGAUCACUGUCCUAAACUGAUCACUACAGCUCAGACCAUGUGCCUCGAGGAUAAUGUCAUCUACGCCACAGCUGUGGACGAAGAUGAGUUCCCCAAUUCAGCACCAUUUGAGUACACUGUGAUUCAGGAGAGCAGCAAGGGGAAAUGGAAAGUGGAGCAUUUUAAUGAAACCACAGCCAUUCUGCGGGACCAAGCCGACUUGUGGCCAGGAACUUACAAAGUGGCAGUGGAGGUCAAAGACCAGCAGGGAAAGUCAUGUGCUGACGUUCAGAUGAUAGACAUAAUUGUUUGUACUUGCCAUGAAAACACUAAAACCUGUAUGUCGCGCAGUACAAAGACUGCAGGUUUUGGAUCUUCAGGUGUCCUGCUUCUGCUCCUGGGACUGCUGCUUCUGCUGUUGGUGCCCCUUCUGCUGCUGUUCUGCCUGUGUGGAGGUGCAGCAGCUAUUGGAGAUUUCAAGUCCAUUCCAUUUGAUACAAAACAACAGCUGAUCUCAUAUCAUACUGAGGGACAAGGAGAAGAUAAGGAUGUUCCUCUUCUACAUGCCCCAGUGGAAGUUGAUGGUGGCACAAUUAAUAUGAAGAACAUUAACACAUUAGGGGGAAAGAGGUACAUAAGAGAAAUGGCUGAAGUAGGUGGAGCAGCAGGUGGAGGAACAACCAUAUGUGGUGCCAUAAACACUGCAACCUUGACAGCUGAGGACAUGUAUCGGUACAACCAGUAUAACCACUCCAGUGGGCAAGCGGAGAUGGACUAUAUAGGUGCUGGGAUGAUGACAGGGCAAAGACAUAAUUUCUCCCAAUACAGAGCUGAGAUGUUUGAUGGGAUGGCUUUGUCUGGUCAGUUCCUGGGGGAGUAUUAUUCAAGCAAAUCCAACCAUGCUGCACAGCAGUCCCUGCAGAAGGACAGUUUGCUGGUCUAUGACUAUGAGGGUCAGGAGUCCAAGGCAAGUUCUGUAGGUUGCUGCAGCCUUCUUGAGAAUGAUGAUGACCUUGCAUUCCUCAAUGACCUUGGGCCUAAAUUCAAAACCUUGGCUGAGAUUUGUCAGGGGUCAACCUUGGUGACUGAGUCUGUGAAUGCAGGGGUUUCUAUUUCUCCACCCAGACCAGUGUCUCCUGUCAGGCCCUCCACCCACACACAUUUCCAUACACACACAGAAACAUUCAGGGACAGGGACCACGUCAACAUCAACACCCUCAACACCUCCAAUGUAGCGUCUGGCUCCUCCACCAUCGUCCAGGAGGAGCGAAUCACUAAGAGAGCCCAGGGUUCAGCCACCGUUCCCAAGGUACAUGUCCAGGACAAGAUUUUGAUUCCCAGUCAGACGCUGCUCAUACAGCAGCCUGCAAUGUACUAUGCUGCCACGCCCAUGUAUGUAGUCGAGCCCAAGCCCCAAGUGGUGUUUGUGCCAGGGGGCACCCAGCAGACAGUGGGUCAAGUAGGCCAAGUUGGGCUUAGUCAAGGGCUGGUGCAGAUUGGUGGCCUCCAAGGUUCUCAGGGUGUGGUCCUUGUAGAUAGGCAAGCAGGAAUGGGUGAAGCAACAAGACAGGUAGCACAAGGCCUUUCACAAGGAACUGUCUCCAGGUCCAGACAAGUGUUGUUGGUGGAGAAUGGGGCCUCAAGUGGAGAACAAGGUGCACGCUUAGCACAGGGCUUUGUUCAGACAGGACAUGGGUCUACAGAGCAGGGUUUGGAGGUCAGAGGUCAAGGUGUGCAGGUGAAAACUCAGAGUUUUUCACUGGAUUCAUGUGGUUCUACUGGGUCAAAUGAGGACUUUGCCUUGAAAGCCACACCCAAGUUGCAAGGGAGCCAGAGAGUGGUUGUGCAACAUAAGAAGGUCUCAGUCACAGAGAGAAAUAUUGAAUCUAGCACAAGAGCGUAAAGCAACCCCUCUGUUUAGCAUAUCCACUGUCACACUUGUUUUGAUAUAUACUGAAAUAUAUUUCAGUAUACUAAAAUAUACUACAGUAUUUUGAUACAUAUAUGUUCAUACAGAUAGACUGGUAAAACUGGCAAAAGGAUAGUUUAGUCAGGCUUGACCAAAAGUGCAAUGCUGUGUGCCCUCGUCAAGUGAUAACACUAAUGCUCACACAUGGUAUUGACUACAUGGCUAUCAUGGUCAUAAAAGGCAUUGGAUUUCCAUACAAAUACUGUUAAGGACAAUUACUCUGAUGUUUGUUAAUACCAAAAAGUGUGUUAAUUUCUUGUAUGCCACCUGCUAAAAUGAGGCUCUGUCAACAUUAGUUGAAAGUGUAUACUUUACGAUAUUAGUGUUAAGUACAGAAUUGGGACGAAGCAACAUAUUUUAAGAGGCAUUAUAUGACUUCUGUCGUUACAUCCCAGCAGAGGGAAAACCUUGGAAAAAAAAUUAAGUGUGAAUUCCCUCUUUCACAGGUCCCAAGAAUGUGAAAGAGGGACCAAAUGACAGCUCUAAAAGCACUGUAUUUAUUUCAGGUACAAAACUACCAUGGCUUCAGGGCGGGAACAGCCACAGUAAACAUAACUAAACCAGUCAGAUCUACAGUGUAUACAUACCUAGCAAACAAAAAUAACGAACCUCUGACCAUAUCUCCUAACCAAAGAGAAACUGGAAAAAGCAGAGUACAAACAAACAAAGGGCAGCUAUAAGUAAGUGUCAACUAGAUUAUUUACGACAUGAUGAUCCAGGUAUAUAUCAGCGAGUUCCCUUCCUAUUUCAGCUCCCAUCCUGCCAGGCUGGAGAAGGAAGGGAACCACUGGACUGGUUGCUGCUGGAGUUAUUGGAGGCUGCAAUUGGGAACCAAUCACGAGCAAGGACUCACCUGCAUAAUCAAAUUUGCCAUCCAAUCAUAACAAAUCCACACCCCAAUAAGAACAAGAGAAGAGAGAAACACAAAACAUAUAAUGCAUCAGUGCAAAAAAAGGGACUAAAUGCUCCCCAUAGCUGUCUAAUUUUACAACUUAUAGUCUUUAAACCAGUGAUGGAACUUAUGUGCUCCUAAAGUCUCACAAGGUUAUUAUAAUGGAUGAUGAAAUGGAAAGUGGAUAAUUAGUUUUAAAAGCCAAAUAUCUCAACACCUGGCAAAUAGUCAUGUCAUUGGUACAGAUCAAUACUCUUAUUAAACCCUUACAGUUUUACUAUGAUCAUUUUAUGCUUGGUGCAGUUGAAAUCUUACUUAUUGCUCUUCUAGAUUAGAAAAACACAGAACAUGGCUGCGAAAGUCCUAUAAUGACUAAUUAUACCGUACGUCGGUAGUCUUGAGAAGCACACAGUUAUUUUGAGAGUGACUAAAGCAGAUGUAGAACAAAGUUUCUGUAGCUACUAUAAUGCUGCAUUUAGGCUUUGAACACUACAUUUUAGUGCUCUGAGUACUGUAUUUUUUUAGUGUGGUGUGAUUAUAAAGAUGCUUGGGUUGCAUUUUAUAAUAUUUUAGCUUUAGCCAUGCCAUAAGCUUUUCUGCUGACCUUUAGAUUGUUGAACUUAAUUAUACUGUUAUCGGGAUGUGUUAUAUGGGUGGCCACUGCUUCCUUGGAAACUGCAUGGAACAUAGAUAAAUGCUGUUUGUACUGUAAAACUGAUGAAAGCACCCUCUGCAGAACAACCAAAGCCAAAGUGUUGAAUAAUUUAGUGCACCAAGAAGGGAUUAGACUGUUUUUAUUAGUACACUACAUAGUCAUUACAGACUGUAAACCAAAGAAGAGACUACUACACAAAAUCUCUAUUUUAUUGUUGCACUCUUUUUAUUAUUUCUACAGAAUAUGUGUGGCUUUCUAAAUUGUACUAUUAUAAUAACCCUUUUGUCAAAAGACUGAAGAAGUGCCAAGGCUGUAAAAAUAUUUGUACAAUAGCAUGAUGGCCCUAUUUUUACAAAUGUAUAUUGUGCUAUAAUUACCAGAUAGACUUUUAAUAUGUUGUUUUUAUUGUGUGUUUGGGUGUGUGUGUAAAGUUAAUAUAAUUUGGGUAUGUGGAUAGGCAGAAUAAUCAAGGAUGAGCUUGCCAAGCACUGAAAACAUUUGGUGGUAUGACACUGUUUGAUAUUGCUGUUGUUGCUAUUGUAUGUAUGUAUUUUCAUCUCUAGUUUUCUAAUAUGCUCUAUGAAUAUAGCAUAUAUUGCUUUGGAACAGAGCUGUACUAAAUCAGUAGUAUUGGACAUGAUAAUGAGAAUGUUUUCAUUUUUUUAAAGUUUUGCACCUCCUGUCAUAAUAAAGUCGAAUAGAGGAAAAAAAA
Messenger RNA from Siniperca chuatsi (mandarin fish), 5855 nucleotides. Its product is annotated as desmoglein-2-like. NCBI's taxonomy places the organism in Eukaryota, Metazoa, Chordata, Actinopteri, Centrarchiformes, Sinipercidae. The record is from RefSeq and is a predicted model, not a curated record. Gene Ontology annotation, molecular function: calcium ion binding. Bases 213 to 3530 code for a protein of 1105 amino acids. The transcript has 14 exons. Gene Ontology annotation, cellular component: plasma membrane; desmosome. Gene Ontology annotation, biological process: homophilic cell-cell adhesion.